UCAAUGGGAAACCGCACUAUAUUCCUUGUAAAUAAUACUCUUCACUGCAUCUCAAAUGCCAAAGGGAUCUGUCAGAACCUACGGACAUGUCCGAAAGUUCCUCUGGAGUGAACACCAGCAGCGAAAGUUUUCCGAAGUCUCACUCGCACUACUCUGAGUUAAGCGACACACACACUCCUUUCUCUGUGGAACUGACUCCAGACUCUGGCAUUGUUGCCACACCAUUGCCAUCCAGCCGGUUCAGGUUUGCCUCGUGGCACUGGCUCGAGGAACAUGAUGUCCGCGGAGACCAGCUCGCCUGUCCCAGGGUCAGAGAGGGACCUGCUGAAGACGAGCUGUCUGUUAACAUUGAAGACAUGUUUCUCAGAGGAGGCAGGAGGAAGAGGAGAGAGGAUGAAGAACAGAAAUGGGAGGAGAGACUUCAGGAGAACUGGGAGAAUUGUGUGGUGCUGAACUUGUCUUAUCAGGACCUGGGAGAUCCAUACCAGCUGGAGAACUUCAUCCGCAUCCUGAGGAGACUGAUCCGGGUGGAGCGUCUGCAGUUGGUGGAUAACGCUCUGGGGGAUCUCAGCUCUGUCAGACUGCCAAGAUGUAAAAUCCUGAAUCUUCACCGGAACAACUUGACGUCCAUUCGUCAGCUGCCAAAGGUUCCUGAGAUCCAGCACUUGUGCCUGUCUGAAAACAGUAUUUCCUCUCUGGGCGAGUUGUCUCUGCUGAGGAGUGCGCCGCUCCGAUCUCUGACCCUCAAAUGCAACCCCUGCCAGUUUCAGGAGGAUUACCGCUCACGUGUGUUCUUCUGUUUGCCAAAACUUCAAGUUCUGGAUGGCAUUCCAAAGCUACCGGAAGAUUCCGUGCCUCCCUCCUCACCAGAAGCAUCCAGAUUUUGUACCAUUCUCUGACAUCGAAACAGCAGAACCUGAAGCCAAAAUCUGAAUCCAAUGUACUGUACUGUCAGAGUGAACUGUGAAAGCUCAUAAAUGCACUUGUAUAUAGUAUAUGUAUAUUGUAUAUAACUACGAUACAUUUUUAAUGACUUAUUAAAGCUAUUUUUGUACCUGUACAUUAUACUUACAUUUCAUCUACUCCUGCAUCAAUUUAAGACAGCAGCAGCCAAUAUAUGAAUUAGAAUAGACUCAAAGCACGGGAGGGAUACAUAUAAAAUGGAUCAUAGUGCUUCUGUUGUAUUUUGACUGUUUAGGUCUCAGUAUGUCAGCUGCAUGUAAUUCUGGCUAUUUGGUUGCUCAAUGACCAGCCAAUUGGCUUUGUUAGUUCACACUUUAUCCUGAUGACUGUUUUGACAGGCGAGUCCGUUCGGUAUUGCUUGAAGCUUGGCUAGUGUGAAGAAAGGGCACAGAGAUUAAAUCAGAUACAGUCAUGUGACACUGUGGUUACCAGCAGAUAAAACUGAUGAUGUCACAGCCAAGCGUUUCAUGUUCUCACAGGCUAAUGUGGACAGAGGCAUAUGAAUAAUAUCCUAAAUUUAAAUUAAA
Pimephales promelas (fathead minnow) is the source of this 1490-nucleotide messenger RNA. RefSeq lists its product as uncharacterized. Lineage: Eukaryota; Metazoa; Chordata; Actinopteri; Cypriniformes; Leuciscidae. The record is from RefSeq and is a predicted model, not a curated record. Gene Ontology annotation, molecular function: protein binding.